AUGUCUGAUACUCUUUCACUCUUUUCUUUGGCAGGAAAAUAUGCUGCCAUCUCAGGAUGUACGCGAGGUAUUGGUGUUUCCAUGGCGAUGGGAUUAGCUGAAGCGGGUGCAGACGUUUGCUUGUUACAACGUAAUGUGGACGAUGUUCAUGUUCGUGAUGCUAUUCGUGCCCUUGGCCGUCGUGCUGAGAUUAUACACCUGGAUGCAUCCGAUCAGGCGUCUGUUCGAACCGUCGUGGAUCGUAUUCUUCAAGUAUUUCCCACGCUUGAUAUCCUCGUCAACAAUGCAGGCAUGGCCAUUCGACACAAGGCGGUUGAUUUUCCAGAAGAUGAUUUUGAUAAAGUUAUCCAAGUCAAUCUCAAGGCAGUAUGGACCAUGAGUCAAGCAGCUGCACGUCACAUGAUUCCAAAAGGACAAGGCAAGAUCAUUAGUACUGCAAGCGUAUUGAGUUAUCAGGGAGGUAUCUUUGUUCCCUCGUAUUCGGCAUCAAAAGGCGCGGUUGCAACACUCACCAAGGCCAUGGCCAAUGAAUGGGCCAAGCAUGGUAUCAACGUCAAUGCCAUUGCUCCUGGAUACAUUGCAACGGACAUGAACGUGGCUCUAAGAGAAGAUCCAGAGAGAAGCAGACAGCUCUCAGAACGUAUUCCAGCAGGAAGAUGGGGAACACCAGAUGAUUUCAAAGGACCUAUUGUGUAUCUUGCUAGUCGUGCAAGUGACUAUGUACAUGGCGAAAUGACACUUGUGGAUGGUGGAUGGAUGGGUAAGGAUAUAUAG
Messenger RNA from Lichtheimia ornata, 774 nucleotides. RefSeq names its product 2-deoxy-D-gluconate 3-dehydrogenase. Gene Ontology annotation, molecular function: oxidoreductase activity, acting on the CH-OH group of donors, NAD or NADP as acceptor. The transcript has 4 exons. Lineage: Eukaryota; Fungi; Mucoromycota; Mucoromycetes; Mucorales; Lichtheimiaceae. The record is from RefSeq and is a predicted model, not a curated record. The coding region runs from base 1 to 774 and encodes 257 amino acids.